This is a messenger RNA of Caretta caretta (loggerhead turtle), 2058 nucleotides long. NCBI's taxonomy places the organism in Eukaryota, Metazoa, Chordata, Testudines, Cheloniidae. The record is from RefSeq and is a predicted model, not a curated record.
AUGGCGCAGAGGCUCCAUCCCCGCGGCCGGGCGCGCUCCGGCGAGCGGAGCCGGCCCCGCGGCUCGAAGCGGGCCCGGCGCGAGGCCCCCGCGGGGGCCGGCAGCCUGCGCGCGUGGACGGAGGAGAACGACGGGCUGGCCGGGGGCUGGCGGGCCAGCCGCUCCUCGGGCCCCGGGCGCGCGGCGCAGCAGGCGGCGCGGCGCUGCCGACUCGCCUUCGACUCGCUGCUCCGGAAGAUCCAAGGGCUGCCGGCUGCUCUCCCCAGCCUCUCUCUGGAGCUUACUGUCCUCUACAACUCCCUGCUUUUUGCUGUUAGUGAGUCGGACGGCCUCGUCGAGGGAGAAGCAGAAAGACUCAACCAUGGGCUCAUUAGGGUGCUGGAGGCUUGCGGGGUGUCUGGGCAGGAUCUCAGCACAGAGGAGCUCUGGCAGAAAGUGUUGCAGGAUGUGACCACAGAAGAGCUGUGCGCGCCUCUGCAUCGACUAGGUGCUCUGCAGGGGGCGGUGUGGCUGGCAGCAAACUGCCUGGGGAGCGUCACUGGUCUCUUCCGGCUCCUGAGUGACACCAAGGGCCCGCUGCCUUCUGCCCACGGAGGUGAGAACGAGCUCCUUGGACUUCUCAAGGCAUGGAGUGUGCCUGUUGAGGGGGACACGUCGCCCCUCGUGGUGCAGAGCACCAAGGACUUGAAAGAGAUACUAUGGACCUCAGCUGCCUUCCUGCAAGCCCUCUCCCUGCUCCAGGCAGCUGCAUCUGGGUUCUGCUCCAAGAGGGUCCUGGCCCAGAUCUACACCUGCAUCGGCUGCUGCACUCAGCAAAUGGGCAAGCCUCAGACGGCUCUUCAGCACUUGAAGCGGGCGCUGCAGGUGGAUUUCCAGUGCCUCUCUGCCCUGUCCCAGGCGGCGCUGGUGUACCGCCAGCUGGGGGAGACGGACGCAGAGUUGGAGGCCCUGGCUCUGCUGUACAAGAGAUCCCCCGUCCUCUCCACGCUGCGGCGCUGGCGUCUGUUCUCCACCCCAGAGGUGGCUGCAGUUCAGCGGGCUCUGGAGACCCCCGCUCAGGAGGCUGUCUCUAUCGAUCCUUGCUUUCUAAUCCGAACGGAGCUCCUUGUUCACACCCCGGCCCUGGCGUCCAUGUUCAGCCGCAGCCACCCGUCGGAAGUGAAGUACCUGCUGGCGCAGCGAUGCCUCCAGGCUGGCAGGGUGGGUGAGGCAGUGGAGCAUUACCUGGAUCUUCUGGCUCUGCUGCAGGAGGGGCCGCAGCACCAGGUGCCCCUGCACGGCAGGUCAGCUCUGCCCAGGAUCCCGGAGGUGUUCCUGGAAGCUGCGUCCGCCCUGGAGCAGCUCGGGAGGUACCAGGAUGCCAUAGCUGUGUGCGAGGAGAUCAUCAGUCGCACGGAUGACCUGAUCCCAGAGACGCUGCGGAUCGAAUUGGACUCCGGUGCUGGAGGGGAGGUGCCAGGGAGGGCCGGCUCCCCUUCACCUGGCAUCCCGCCCCAGCAGAAAGAGAGCCUGCGCUGUAUCGUGUGGAGGGCGGCUGCAUAUCUGCACCAGGGCCGGGCUUGGACCAAGCUGGGGGAGAGCAAGGAAGCCAUAACACGGUUUACCAGGUGCCUUAAUGUCCUCCUGAGAGUCCAGCUUGUGAGCGCAGCCAGCAUCCAUAGCGGUGAGGAGAUGGCAGAGGCCCUGCCCGAGGCAAAGGUGCUCCAGAAGAUCAGGUUGCUAGCUCUCCUCGGACGAGGCUCCCAGUUCCAGGAGCUGGGUCGGGACAAAGAAGCUUUGAUGAAUUUCCAGCACAGUUUGCAAGUUUGCCCAGGUGACCCUGCUGCCACCUCUUACCUGCUGCAAGUUCUGUGGAAGCUGAACCGACGACAGGAAGCUGCUGCUCUCUGGCAGAAGGUCCACGCGGAUGCUGCCCCAGCAGAUGGACAGCAGGAAGCAGCGGGGAGGCCCUACCCGUUGUACCUGGUGUCGUGUCUAAAGCCGGUGAACCUCCCACAUGAUGAGUCUCUUGCGAGGAAUCUGCAGGACUAUCUGAGGACCAGUGGCCAGGAUCCUUAG